AUGUCACAAGGUGGUGCUUAUCCACAUGUCGCUUCAUCCGCACCACUUCUUCCUAUGGACAUUCAAUUCAACUGGGCAUUGCCAUCAGAUGAUGAUGUGUUUAUUGAUAGACUUAAGUCAACAGCCAACGCCAUUCUACAAGCAGCAAUUGAUGAUGGCCAAAAUGUUGGUGGACCGAAACAGAUUCUCUAUCCAAAUUAUGCUCUCGAAGAUACACCUCUCGAGCAAAUGUACGGCAAAAAUGUUCCUAAACUUCGACGCAUCCGCAAAACAUGGGAUCCCAACAACGUCAUGUGCCUUUCUGGAGGUUUUAAGUUUUGA
This is a messenger RNA of Rotaria sp. Silwood1, 321 nucleotides long. The record is from the annotation of a GenBank genome assembly. Lineage: Eukaryota; Metazoa; Rotifera; Eurotatoria; Philodinida; Philodinidae.